GUCAGCCAUGCUCAAUCCAGCCUAGAGCAGCCGAAUACUAGCUCCCGGAGGCGGAAAGGUGAGCAGUUAGUUGUUGCUGGAGAGGUGCGUGUGCUGCUAUAAGGUAACGGGGAAGCAGGUGUAGAGCUUAAAAGGAGAGGUCGCAAGUAUAUCAUUUGGUUUACUGCCGACAGCAAAGAGAGAAGAAAAUAUAAUGAUGGUUUCAUUUCCAUUUGAUUUGCACCUGGUGCAUCUGGAUCUCAAGGGGGCUCCACCCAAAGUCUCAUACCUGGCAGAGAUCUUCCCAUUGCUCCAUGUCCUGGGUGCAAAUGGUAUUCUCCUUGAAUAUGAAGAUAUGUACCCUUACGAUGGAGAACUGAAGCCACUCCAAGCAAAUGAUGCAUACAGUCCAUCUGAGGUUAAAGAGAUUUUAAAGCUGGCAAAGUCGCAUGAUUUAGAAGUUAUCCCCUUAAUACAGACGUUUGGACAUAUGGAGUUUGUUCUGAAGCACAAAGAAUUCUGCCACCUCCGGGAAGUGGCAAUGUUCCCCAACACAGUGAACCCUCAUAAAGAGGAUUCCUUGAAGUUGGUUAGCACAAUGAUAGAGCAAGUAAUGGCACUACACGAUGAUCUCCGAUGGUUUCACAUUGGCUGUGAUGAGGUGUAUUACCUUGGUGAAGGGGAAGAAUCCAAGCAAUGGCUGCAGCAAGAAGAAAAUACUAUUGAAAAGUUGUGCCUAGCCCACAUGAAAGCAGUGGCAAGUCACGUAGUCUCAACCCAUCCCACAGUGAAACCAAUUGUGUGGGAUGACAUGCUGAGGAGAAUGAGUGAAGAAACUCUGAGAGAUUCUGGGUUAGCACAACUGACAGAGCUGAUGAUUUGGGAUUAUUCUACUGAUCUUGAUGUGGAGAGUAAAGGUUUGAACUUGGAUGUUUUCAUCUGGAAAAAGUCCAGUCUCAUUGAAAAGUACCAGAAGUGUAACUUCUCAAAAUUCUGGUUUGCUAGUGCCUUUAAAGGAGCCACUGGAGUAAACCAGUGCUUGACACUCAUUGGACAUCAUCUUAAAAACAACGAGCAAUGGCUGAAAGUGGCCAAGAGCUGUUCUGUUGGUAUCAUAAGAGGGAUCACUCUGACCGGCUGGCAAAGGUAUGAUCACUUCUCCGUUUUGUGUGAACUUCUGCCUGUGGGAAUUCCGUCCUUAGCUAUAUGUCUCCAAGCAUUAAGGAAUGGUGGUUAUUCAGAAAAAGUGAGAGAAGAUGUAGAAAAAUUACUGGGGCUCUCCCAUUUGGAAAUAGACACCUUCAUGAGUGACAUCACAGGGACUUUCCCAGGAAAUGAAAUUCUCUUGCUUGUGACUCAAAUUGCAUUCUACCUCAAAUCCUCAAUAGACGAACUUUUGGAAAAUAACAGAUAUGUUACAGGCUGGUUUAGUCCCUAUCACAGAAAAAGAAAGAAGAUCCAUCCCAUAAUGAUUCAUCACUUUCAGCCAGAUGCCAUAAGGCUUCUGACCAAAUGGACUGUUCUAACCGAAGAGUUGCAAACAGCCAUGAAAAAGAUUUUCUACACCUCUGCUGUAGAAGAAUGGAUAGAAGAGAAUGUCCAACCAAGCCUUCAAAGACUUCAAGGAACAGUAGAUGAUUUGAACUGUGCAGUACAGGAACUCUCUUAGCAUUUUGAUCUAUGACUUUGCUAAUUGGAAACCCAACUUUCAGCUAGCAUCAAGCAAAUAAAUAAUAGGGUAUGUCCAGAUGAAUUUUAAUAAGCUUGGCAUUACAACAAAAAGCUGAGGUUAUGAGUCUUCUUUCUAUCAUGCUUCUAUACAAUCCUCUGUGUAAAGGUGUGCACAGUGUAGAAUUUCUAAAUUUAAAAAUCAUGCAGACACUUCAUCUUUUAAAUAAAUCUUAUUAAUAUGCUUAGAAUAUUUCCCCUGAAGUGCGAGAAAAGUUAAGUAUAAAAAUUUGUCUCUGAGUACUACAGUGGUUAGGAAUCUUCUAAUUAAACAGUGGUAGGACAUUCAGGGAACAGCAAAGGGACUGUCUUCACGCAACCAAGAAUUUUAAGGAAAAUAAGAUAGUGAGGAUUAGCAUAUAGACAACUUAAGAAUGGGCUUGUACAAACUUUACAUGGAAUUUGUAAUGUGUGAGAAAAAGAAAACACACAAGAUUAAUCUCUUCCAUUUAACUAAGUCUGUUUAUACAUUGACAAGUAAUCUCGCAUCUGUUAUACUGUUUCUUGAAGCUGGGCAUUUAUUUACACAGUUUCUGGAAACUAUACAUUUAGUGAUUUAAGCUUGUAAAGCACUAACUGUUCCUUUUGUCAGAUAUUUAAUACAGGAAAAAUAUGCAAUUUUGUUAAAGACACACUUUUAACUUCAAAUAAGCACCUUUCCAUUUUAAGUAUUAAGGUUUAUCCAGGCAAGAACUUUAAUUAAAUAGUAUUUUCCAAUAAAUCAAACUGCCUGGUUGAGAUUAGUUUACAACCCAAAUGUUUAUAAGUAAAUGUUGAACUUAGACUUUUUUCAGAAUUAUAUAAAAGAAGAGUGCCUAUCUUAUCCUAGUCAGAGAUACCAAUCACAUUUCCAAGAAGUUCUCAAAUUGCUUCCAACAGAAUAUCUUAAUAUUGACCCCCAAAUAACCAUCUGUAAUGAGUUCUGAGAUGAGCAAUGAGCAUUAGGUUCCAUUUACCAAACAGGUGACAGCCUUAUGCCUAAAUUUCCAGAUGCAGCUCAGAUUCUCUAACCAUCUCAAAGAUACAAGUCUAUGUUGGAUUCAAUAUGAUAUGGAAUCAUUAUUUUAAUGUUCUAAUUAUAAUCUUGUUUAGAUGGAUAUUUCUUCUAUUGUAUUUCAGUGAAUUGUGAAUUAUUAUCCAGUUUUUAAAAGUGCACAUAUUUGUAGACACAGUUCUUUUGCUUAAUUGUGCAAGAAGAAACUUUUAAUUUCUAAUGCCCUACCUCCAGUAAACGAGUAUUUACAGAAUGGAGUUUAUAACUUUUCCUAAACUAUUGUUAUUUUUUUAAAGCAAGAGAUUGUUUUUAAAAGGAAGCAUUAAAUAUGUUUCUAUAGUAUUUGGAUAUCUGACAAGAAAUAUUAAUGCUGAAUAUGAAACAGUGCAAUAAUUAUUAAAUUAUACAACUGAAAAACCACUUUAUAAAGUACACUUUCCAACAAACAUUUUAACACUUUUCAAAUAACCUGACUUAUUUGAACAAAAAUGUCUUUUUGACAUUUACAGUGUUCUACUCUAAGACACGUAGAAAAUGAUUAAAGUAAGAAUUGUCAAGACAAUAUAUUUUGAGAAUUUCUAGAAUGUUUAGUUUACUUUUUAUAUCUGGAAACCAAUGACAGACCCUAACACCUUUUUAAUUUAAUAAAAUAUACUCAAUAAG
Crotalus tigris (Tiger rattlesnake) is the source of this 3364-nucleotide messenger RNA. RefSeq names its product hexosaminidase D (gene HEXD). The transcript has 13 exons. Bases 194 to 1648 code for a protein of 484 amino acids. Lineage: Eukaryota; Metazoa; Chordata; Lepidosauria; Squamata; Viperidae. The record is from RefSeq and is a predicted model, not a curated record. Gene Ontology annotation, molecular function: hexosaminidase activity. Gene Ontology annotation, biological process: carbohydrate metabolic process.